Molecule: messenger RNA, 933 nt
Organism: Closterium sp. Yama58-4
Lineage: Eukaryota; Viridiplantae; Streptophyta; Zygnematophyceae; Desmidiales; Closteriaceae
Source: the annotation of a GenBank genome assembly
AUGACGGGCGACCUGAACCCCAUCCACCUCGACGCGCGCGCCGCCGAGGCGGCGGGAUUCGCGGAGUGCGUGGUGCAUGGGAUCCUGGCGGCGAGCUUGUUCCCCGCGCUCAUCGCAAAACACCAUCCCGGUGCCAUUUACGUUUCUCAGACGCUGCGCUUUCUGGCGCCCGUACACGUGGGCGAGCAGGUGACGGCGACAGUAGAGGCGAUUUCUGUGGUGGCGCACCGGCACAGAUUCAGAGUCACGUUUGCCUCCAAGGCGUUUAAAGAGCCUCGAGUCACGCCAGAUUCAGCAGCAUCGGGGGAGGUGGCCUCUCCCCGGCCUGUGCUGGCACUGGAUGGCAUUGCUGUCGCCAUCAUUCCUCCUCUCAACAAAGACCCACCCAAACCCAUGGAGUGUAGAGAUGAUGUGUUGCGUACUGUCGCCCGCGCUGGCAGCCCCAUCACGAGCGGCACCGCGAAUGAGAAGCCUGACCAGAGCAGCAAGAAGGACGACGGCCUAAUGACCGAAAUCCCCGCGGACAUCGCGAAGCAGGCCGCGACGGGAAAUGCAGCGGGAGUCACCUACGUGGAUACGGCGCAGGAUUCGUUCUUCAUGGCUGAUGUGAAGAAGGCCGGGUGGAACGCGCAGAAAUGCCCGCCUGGAUUGAACAAGGAGCUCGCAGGAGCCUGCACGCCGAAAAACUGCUCCAAGGGAGGUAUCCCCGCUAAGUGGAAAACCGCUUAUCUGCAAAAGAACAAGCUGGGUUACGAGCUGUACGUGCCGGGUAACCCUCUGACGGUGCUCAAGGCCAACCCCGCGUCGUGCUGCAACACCUGCGCCGCGACUCCGCUGUGCACGUACUGGCAGUACAUCCCCGAUAUAACCAUCGACGUAUUCGACGGAAACGAAGCCGGUGCAUCUGCAGGUGCGAAUUGGCGGAGAGUGUAA